CGCGGUUUUAAUCGCCACUACCAAUUCAAUUCUGUUAUUAUUUUUUGCAAUCAGGUUUUUUGUGUAGAUACAAUGGGAGGAGUUUGUUCAGGAGGUACUGUAAAGAAAAGUAGGAGAAGAACUGUAGAGGUUGAGGAUGAGAAGAGAUCAGGGUUUUCGGGUAAGCUGAAAUCUAUUGGAAGCUUCGGGAAACAGAAUAAGAACAACGAUGAAGAUUCCUAUACGUAUCCGGAUGAGAGUAAUGUUUUCGAGAAAGCGCCUCGCAAUUUGUUCGAUUCGGGUGAGAUGAACAUGACGAUUGCUCGUGAGUUUAAGCUCUCGGCUCAAGCCAAAACCGCAGCUAACAAGGGACCACAAACGACGUCAUUUUUCGGUAAAGCCGGCAUAGUAGGCCUCGAGAAAGCAGUGGAAGUUCUUGAUACUUUAGGCAGCAGCAUGACGAAUUUGAAUUCCGGGGGAUUUACAACCGGUGUAACUUCUAGGGGAAAUAGAAUAUCUAUAUUAGCAUUCGAAGUCGCUAAUACCAUAGUCAAAGGCGCAAACUUAUUGCAGUCUUUGUCUGAAGAUAAUAUCCAGUUUCUGAAAAAGGAAGUUUUGAAUUCGGAAGGGGUUAGAAAGCUGGUUACCACAGAUAUGGAUGAGCUACUUCGCAUUGCAGCUGCCGACAAAAGGGAAGAAUUUGAUGUCUUCUCUCGUGAGGUUAUAAGAUUUGGGAAUUUGUGUAAGGACCCACAAUGGCACAACCUUGAUAGAUUUUUUUCCAAAUUGGAGUCGGAUAUUGAUAUUCAUAAACAGCUAAGAGAAGAGGCAGAUAUGACUAUGCAUGAACUAACAACUCUGGCCCAGCAUACCUCUGAAUUGUAUCACGAGUUGCAUGCUUUGGAUAGAUUUGAUCAAGAUUAUCAACGGAAGCUCGAAGAAGUAGAUUCACUACACCUUCCUCGCAAAGGUGAGAGUCUCACGAUGUUACUAAGCGAGCUAAAACAUCAACGGAAACUUGUGAGGAACUUGAAAAAGAAAUCUCUCUGGUCUAAAAGUUUGGAGCAGGUCGUGGAGAAACUUGUCGACAUUGUUACGUUCAUUCAUCAAGAAAUUCCUGAAGUCUUUGGAGUUGGAGAUAACGGGUUGCGUUCUGCUGGAAAGGUGUCCACGAGUAAGCCAGAAAGACUAGGUGGCGCUGGUCUUGCCUUACAUUAUGCUAACAUAAUUACUCAGAUUGAUAACAUUGCGUCACGCCCGACUUCUCUUCCCCCAAAUAUGAGAGAUACAUUGUACAGUGGUUUGCCACCGACCGUCAAGAAUGCUCUUCGCUCCCGAUUACUGAUUGAUGACAAGGAAGAGCUAACAGUUCCUCAAAUCAAAGCCGAGAUGGAGAAAUCUCUCCAGUGGCUUGUCCCUGUAGCAACCGACACUACCAAAGCACAUCAGGGUUUUGGAUGGGUCGGUGAAUGGGCCAACACAGGUAACGAUUUUGGCAAAAAAACGAGCACGCCAAACAACCUCAUACGCCUACAAACACUCUACCACGCAGACAAAAAUAAAGUCGAUACUUGCAUACUCGAGCUCGUGACUUGGCUCCACCGCCUCAUAAGCCUCGUGAGGUAUAGAGACAACGGGCACAAGCCAAUCCUGCCGCCAGCUCGCUCCCCAAAGGUACAACUCAAUAACGGCAAGGUGCAACUCUCGUCAGAGGAUAGAAAUCUUUUAGACGAUGUAAUGACACGGAGGAAGUUGGUACCCGGGCUGAGUAAAAGCCAAGAAUUCGUGGUGGUGAAGAAUAAGAAGAGUAAGAUUUGGGCAAUGAGUAGAAGCACCGGGAGUUCACCGAGAAGGGGUUUGAUGAAACAUCAAAAGGAAGAUGUUUUGGAUAUAUUGGACGGUUUGGAUUCUUCGUUUUCGUUUUCGAGAGAUGUUAUGAGGUGAAGUGCUUUGUCUUCAUUCUUUUAUUUGAUUAAUUAACGAUAAAAAGAAAAGGGAAUUCGAAUCUUGGGCGAAUAUUUGUGUAUAUAUUUGCGAUUAUCGAGCGUGGGAUUUAUAUAUAUAUAUGUUGGAAAUUUUGUAUUUAUAAAUUAACAAGGGGAAAAAUUCUUCUACUGGUUAUAAACUUGUAUUAUUCGAAAGGUGAAUAUUUUGAUUCGAUCCAUCC
Messenger RNA from Erythranthe guttata (spotted monkey flower), 2146 nucleotides. RefSeq names its product protein PSK SIMULATOR 2. Gene Ontology annotation, biological process: positive regulation of growth. NCBI's taxonomy places the organism in Eukaryota, Viridiplantae, Streptophyta, Magnoliopsida, Lamiales, Phrymaceae. The record is from RefSeq and is a predicted model, not a curated record.